This is a messenger RNA of Cladophialophora immunda, 831 nucleotides long. RefSeq lists its product as uncharacterized. Lineage: Eukaryota; Fungi; Ascomycota; Eurotiomycetes; Chaetothyriales; Herpotrichiellaceae. The record is from RefSeq and is a predicted model, not a curated record. The coding region runs from base 160 to 588 and encodes 142 amino acids. The transcript has a single exon.
CUCGCCUUCAGAAACUCGGUAUCGCAAAUGAUGACUCUGCAAGCCUCCAGCCCCUCCUCCAGCCCAACUAGUGAGGCAGCCCUCAAACCUUCCCAGGGCCCAGCCGCCUGAUGGCUGGGUCAUACGCUUUCUCCACGGACAGGAAAGGCGUCGACAUCAAUGCACGACUUGAUCAUUUGUGUUUGCUUCAUUCUCCUCUCUGAUUCUCCUUGCUGCUUCCUGUCUGGAGGCUUCCUCGCAAUGCUACCUUUCGUGCAUACGCCUCACGCCUCCAAAUCUACCUCCUCCACGACUCCUUUACUCCUGAAGAGCCGCUGCACGGUCACACAGCUCCUUGCCCCAGAAUGGCUGAAUCUCGGACUCUGGUCUCAUCAUCCGCACACCUACCUCCUACCUCCGUGGCUGCUGCCGGUGCUGCGGGUACCCUUGGUGUCUUCUCCGCUCUCAGUCAGCCCUACUUCCUCGCUCCACUUGGCACUCGCUGCUUGCCCCUCUACAGCUCCGACGUCUUAUUGCUGUCCGCAUCGAGACAUUGUCGCUAUCAUCCACUCAUCCUCUGCCUGUGCUUGUCUCGGCGCCUCAAGAUAAGGAUUUUACCCCAGUCGCGGUGUCUUGGCCCUCGAAGCGAUGUAAACAAAGAUACGGUGCACUUGCUCAGCUCUGGUGACAAAAAGUCUUGGGUCGACUUCAAGAACUGACCUGGGGGAGGAUACGAGAUCCCAUACGACCCAGCUAACGACAUGUCAAUAUUGCAUGGCCCACAAAACCGUGUGUCUCGUGUCCUUUGUUUUCCGAUGCCUCUGUCGCACCUUGUCCUACGCAAAAUUCCCU